Molecule: messenger RNA, 1124 nt
Organism: Arvicola amphibius (Eurasian water vole)
Lineage: Eukaryota; Metazoa; Chordata; Mammalia; Rodentia; Cricetidae
Gene: Ovol2
Product: ovo like zinc finger 2
Exons: 4
Coding region: 1-837 (278 amino acids)
Biological process (GO): regulation of transcription by RNA polymerase II; epidermal cell differentiation
Cellular component (GO): nucleus
Molecular function (GO): DNA-binding transcription factor activity, RNA polymerase II-specific; RNA polymerase II cis-regulatory region sequence-specific DNA binding
Source: RefSeq, a predicted model, not a curated record
AUGCCCAAAGUCUUUCUGGUGAAGAGGAGGAGCCCGGGAGUCUCGGUCCGCAGCUGGGAUGAGCUCCCGGAUGACAAAAGGGCAGACACCUACAUCCCAGUGAGCCUGGGCUGUCUGCUCCCCGACCCCCCCGAGGACUGCCGCAGCGACGGCGGCAGUAGCAGCGGUUGCAGCAGCAGCAGCAGUAGCAGCGCCGGGGAGCCCGGAGGCACGGAGAGCAGCUCGUCCCCGCGCGCGCCGGAGCCUGAAACUCCAGAGCUCCACGACGCCGAAGGCCCCGAUGGACACCUGGCAGCAAUGCAGCGCCCGGUUGCCAGGUCAAAAAUCAAGUUUACCACAGGCCUGUGCAAUGACUCCGUGAUUCACAACUGUGACCUGUGUGGCAAGAGCUUCCGCCUGCAGCGCAUGCUCAACCGUCACCUCAAGUGCCACAACCAGGUAAAGAGGCACCUGUGCACCUUCUGUGGCAAGGGCUUCAACGAUACCUUCGACCUAAAGAGGCACGUUCGCACACAUACAGGCAUCCGCCCCUACAAAUGUGAUGUGUGUUACAAGGCCUUCACCCAGCGGUGCUCUUUGGAGUCCCACCUGAAGAAGAUCCACGGCGUGCAGCAGCAGUAUGCCUACAAGCAGCGUCGGGACAAACUCUAUGUGUGUGAGGAUUGCGGCUAUACGGGCCCCACCCAGGAGGACCUGUAUCUGCACGUGAACAGUGCCCAUCCAGGUAGCACGUUUCUCAAAAAGACUUCCAAAAAGUUGGCAGCCCUUCUGCAGAACAAGAUGACGUCCCCGCUACAGGAGAAUUCUGCCCUCAGUGAGGAGGAGGAGAAAAAGUGAAGAGCAAGAGAAAGUGGAGGAGAGAUGCCCGGUGCCACGUUUACUCGGACUUUCGGUUCUGAGGUGUACCUCUCCUCUGCCCCGCCAGUUCUUUUUAGUGACAAAUACCCAGUCCACUUCUCUUUUCUUUUGGGACAUCAAUGGUAAGAUGCAUCCCAAAGUUGUCAAUCAUUCUGCCACAACAGGCCCUGUACCGUGUGUCUGUUUUCUUGGUGGCUGAGAUCACGUACGGGUUCUUGUGUGUGUGUGUGUGUGUGUGUGUGUGUGUGUGUCUAUGUUAUGUGUAU